ACUACACUUCAGUUCGACACGUCAGGCGGCGACAUGGGUCACAUGGGCAGCGCGUCGGCCGUCGCGUACGCGUUGUUAAUGUUAAUGUGCCUAUCAGUCACAGAAACCGUGUUAUCAAGUAAACAACGAAACGUUCUUAUACUGCUUGCGGACGAUGGCGGGUUCGAGCUGGGCGCAUACAACAAUAAGAUCUGCCAGACACCCAACAUCGAUGCGUUGGCACGCCGUAGUGUCAUAUUCAACAAUGCCUUCACUUCUGUCAGUAGCUGCUCGCCCAGCCGUGCAGCAUUUCUGACUGGCAAGCCGAGCCAUCAAAAUGGCAUGUACGGGCUGCACCACGGCGUGCAUCACUUCAACUCCUUUGACAACGUCACCAGCUUACCAAAUAUGCUUAAGCGCCAAGGAGUAUAUACUGGUAUAAUUGGCAAGAAGCACGUAGGGCCAGAAAGCGUAUACAAGUUCGACUUCGAGCAGACGGAGGAGAACAACCACGUGAACAUGGUGGGGCGCAACAUCACGCACAUGAAGCUGCUCACCAGGGCGUUCCUGCAGCUGGCCAAACAGGAAAACAAACCAUUCUUCCUUUACAUCGGGUUCCACGACCCGCACCGCUGCGGGCACAGCACGCCGGAGUAUGGCGUCUUCUGCGAGCGCUACGGGACCGGUGAGCCUGGUAUGGGUCGUAUCGCGGACUGGACGCCGUGGUACUAUCAGUGGGACGAGAUUGAACUGCCCUUCCAUAUACAGGACACAGAAGCAGCCAGAAGAGAUGUAGCUGCUCAGUACACCUCCAUGUCGAGGCUUGAUCAAGGCGUGGGCUUAAUCCUCAAAGAGCUAGCAGCAGCCGGCCACGGUGACGACACACUCAUAAUCUACACCUCCGACAACGGCAUCCCGUUCCCCUCCGGGCGCACCAACUUCUACGACCCCGGCCUUCGCGAGCCCCUCCUUGUGGCAUCCCCGCUCGCCGCGCGCAAGAAUGAAGCUUCCUACGCGCUGGUCAGCCUGCUGGAUAUAAUGCCGACUGUGUUGGACUGGUUCGGAGUACAGUUGGAGCACGAGGAAUGCAAUGAUAUUUGGCAGGAUGAUACGCCGAAAAGUUUACUGCCAAUUUUGAAAAAGGAGCCGCCGCCGUCAGACUUGGACGCGGUGUUCGCGUCGCAGACGCACCACGAGAUCACGAUGUACUACCCGAUGCGCGCUGUGCGCACGCGUCGCUAUAAACUGAUACACAACCUCAACUACGGGAUGCCGUUCCCUAUUGACCAGGAUCUCUACGCGUCUCCUACUUUCCAGGACAUCCUGAACCGCACGCGCAGCAAGCAGCAGCUGCCGUGGUAUAAGACGCUGAAGCAGUACUACUACCGCCCACAGUGGGAGCUCUACGACAUCCGAGCGGACCCCACCGAGUCUAAUAAUUUACACGGUAAGCCAGCACUGGAGCACGUCGAGGCGUCUCUGCGGGAGCGCCUGUCGAGCUGGCAGCGCGCCACGCGCGACCCCUGGCUGUGCUCGCCCGACGCCGUGCUCGAGGGCAGCGCGCAGUGCCGCAGUCUGGACAACACGUUAAUGCAGUACUAUCCGCGCUAGGCAGUUUUGACGACAUCCUGACGUACCGCUACGAAAGUGUACCAAAAAGCAAGGCAAAUAAGCGAACCUUAUUCGUCAACAAGAUUACGCAAAUGCUCCAAUAUUGCCAGUAUAACAUGUAAUUUACAACUAACGCAAAAUAAUUAUCAUCUAUCAACAGAUCACGCACGUGCUAAAUGAAGAUACUUUGUCGCGUGACAAGAUGUGUGACGAAGUAGUCAUGCUAGUCAUCCUGGUAGGAACACUAUUGCAUUGCUUAUUACCUUAUUUGACUGAAACAAUGUUGGAAAUGUUGGAAUAUCGAAUUGUCAUUUUUAUAUCUGAGAUAUCAAGACAAUGUCUUCUUUGUGAUUAAAAUUUAUUUAGAUGAAUAAAAUACCAAUUAGUAUUAAUGAAAUAUUUGUGUUUAAAACACAGUGUUUCCAACCAAUAAUACUCAAAUUACUUAAUACUCUUUAUGAUCUUUGUAUUUAAAUUUAAUAUUAUAUAUAUAUGUUUACUUCUUCUUCUUCCUCGCGUUAUCCCGGCAUUCUGCCUGGGGUCCGCUUGACAACUAAUCCCAUGAUUUGACGUAGGCACCAGUUUUUACGAAAGCGACUGCCAUCUGACCUUCCAACCCAGAGGGUAAACUAGGCCUUAUUGGGAUUAGUCCGGUUUCCUCACGAUGUUUUCCUUCACCGAAAAGCGACUGGUAAAUAUCAAAUGAUAUUUCGUACAUAAGUUCCGAAAAACUCAUUGGUACGAGCCGGGGUUUGAACCCGCGACCUCCAGAUUGCAAGUCGCACGCUCUUACCGCUAGGCCACCAGCGCUUAUAUGUUUACAAUAACACUUAAAAUCAUAUAGAUAAAAAUGUAAUAAAUGUUCUCUGAAUGUGAAUGAUCUAGGUACUCAAAUCUUGCCAGUAUCUGUGUCAUCUGUAUGUAAACUCAAAAAACUGUAAUUCCCUGUUAUCCCUGCACCUAAUUUUAACAAUUGUCUGAUACUUGAAAUUUAAAAAAUAAAGACUUUUAAUGUAUGUUAACUUUUAUUUAUUUUAUAAUAUUUACUGUUUACAUCAAAUAUUAAUAAAAUUUUAACAAUUAA
Cydia fagiglandana is the source of this 2674-nucleotide messenger RNA. RefSeq names its product N-sulphoglucosamine sulphohydrolase (gene Sgsh). Gene Ontology annotation, molecular function: N-acetylglucosamine-6-sulfatase activity; glycosaminoglycan binding; N-sulfoglucosamine sulfohydrolase activity. Gene Ontology annotation, biological process: glycosaminoglycan catabolic process; heparan sulfate proteoglycan catabolic process. The transcript has 10 exons. NCBI's taxonomy places the organism in Eukaryota, Metazoa, Arthropoda, Insecta, Lepidoptera, Tortricidae. Bases 34 to 1590 code for a protein of 518 amino acids. The record is from RefSeq and is a predicted model, not a curated record.